Messenger RNA from Mesitornis unicolor (brown roatelo), 267 nucleotides. RefSeq names its product ring finger protein 224 (gene RNF224). The record is from RefSeq and is a predicted model, not a curated record. The annotation marks the transcript as partial. NCBI's taxonomy places the organism in Eukaryota, Metazoa, Chordata, Aves, Mesitornithiformes, Mesitornithidae. Gene Ontology annotation, molecular function: metal ion binding. The transcript is spliced from 2 exons.
CUCUACUGCGGCCAUACCUUCUGCCAAGCCUGCCUGAAACGCCUGGACGCCGUCGCCAACGAGCAGCGCUGGAUCCCCUGCCCGCAGUGCCGCCAAAAUACCCCCACGCCGCGCGGCGGUGUCGCCAUGCUGGACCUUGACCUGGCCACCUUCCUCGCCGUCAAGGCUGACAAGAAGCAUCCCCGGGUGGCCAGCAGGUCCCAGCUGGACUCGGCCACCAAGAGUUCGAGCAAAGAGAAGUCAGCUAUGGGAGUCCUGGGUCCUUAG